This is a messenger RNA of Carassius auratus (goldfish), 570 nucleotides long. RefSeq names its product aminoacylase-1-like. Lineage: Eukaryota; Metazoa; Chordata; Actinopteri; Cypriniformes; Cyprinidae. The coding region runs from base 1 to 570 and encodes 189 amino acids. Gene Ontology annotation, molecular function: aminoacylase activity. The record is from RefSeq and is a predicted model, not a curated record. The transcript has 6 exons.
AUGUUUUGUCACAAAGGAAUGGAGACAUUUGUGAAACUUCCUGAAUUUCAAAAGCUGAACAUUGGUUUUGCCCUUGAUGAAGGUUUGGCAAACCCAACCAAUGCCUAUACUGUCUUCUACGGAGAAAAGAACCCCUGGUGGAUCACAUUCCACUGUCCAGGAAGUCCAGGUCAUGGUUCCAGGUUUGUGGAGAACACCACAGCAGAGAAACUAAAACACAUGGACCAGAAUUUCACAUCCACAGAGGAGAGCGACCCCUGGUGGCAUGUGUUUAGCUCCACCUGCAAAGCCAUGAACAUGACUGUGAAAAAGGAAAUCUUCCCUGCUGCCACAGACAGCCGCUUCAUCAGGGAAGAGGGUCUUCCUGCCAUUGGCUUCUCUCCGAUGAAUCUCACUCCCAUCCUGCUUCACGAUCAUAAUGAGUAUCUGAAUGAGCAGGUGUUCCUGCGGUCCUUCCAGGUGUACGAGUGUCUGGUCCCGGCUCUGACCAGUUUGUCGCCUCUCUCGCUCCUCCUCUCCUGGUUCGGUGUCUCACAGCUGCUUCUGCUCCUCGCGGUUCUGAGGGGCUGA